UUACUAAUCGUUGAAGACACAUAUAUAUAGUUUUUUCCCACUCAUAUAUUCUUUAAUAUACAUUGUUUAUAUCUCAUUUAAGAAAGAUAUCAUAGAAAAAAAUGGAUUUGAAGAUUCAAGACGAAAAACAAAGUUCAAAUUCUGUGGAAUCAUCAUCGCUCGAAGAUACUUCCUCGAGUGAUACUUCUUCUAAGGAAAAUGACUUCCGUCCAGAACGACCUCAAAAGGAGGCGAAACACUAUAUAGGUGUUAGAGCAAGACCAUGGGGAAAAUUUGCGGCCGAAAUUAGGGAUUCCACUCGGAAUGGAAUUAGGGUUUGGCUUGGAACAUUCAACAGCGCGGAAGAAGCUGCUUUGGCUUAUGACCAAGUUGCUUUGUCAAUGAGAGGUCCAUCAACUUGCCUAAAUUUCCCAGUUGAAAGAGUUAGCAAAAUGUUACAAGAAACAGAAAAUUCCAAUUUCUUCAAGAAUGGAUUGUCACCAGCAGCAGCCUUAAAGGAGAAACACAAAAAGAGAAGUAGUAGUAAUAUUUCAAGAAAAAAGAAAUUACAAAAGGUAAAUCACAAGGAAGAAAAUAAUAAUAAGAAUAAUAAGAAUAAUAAGAAUAAUGUAUUUAUAUUUGAAGAUUUGGGAAGUGAUCUAUUGGAUGAACUCUUGUCUGAGUAUUCUAGUUCAAAUUAGAAUACUCAAUUUCCAUCUUGUU
This is a messenger RNA of Solanum dulcamara, 702 nucleotides long. Its product is annotated as ethylene-responsive transcription factor 1B-like. The transcript has a single exon. Gene Ontology annotation, molecular function: DNA binding; DNA-binding transcription factor activity. The coding region runs from base 102 to 680 and encodes 192 amino acids. Gene Ontology annotation, biological process: regulation of DNA-templated transcription; ethylene-activated signaling pathway. NCBI's taxonomy places the organism in Eukaryota, Viridiplantae, Streptophyta, Magnoliopsida, Solanales, Solanaceae. The record is from RefSeq and is a predicted model, not a curated record.